Sabethes cyaneus is the source of this 492-nucleotide messenger RNA. Its product is annotated as pupal cuticle protein Edg-91-like. Lineage: Eukaryota; Metazoa; Arthropoda; Insecta; Diptera; Culicidae. Bases 1 to 492 code for a protein of 163 amino acids. The record is from RefSeq and is a predicted model, not a curated record. The transcript has a single exon.
AUGCAACCCACCUGCCUCGUCCUUGUGCUGGCAAUCGUCGGCUCAACGAUUGCUUUUCCGCAAAAUGAUGUACCUGUGCCGCAGGAUGGUACCAUUCUGAUAAGUAGACCAGCAGGCGUACCGCCACUGGAGGAAGCAGUUGCUGAACCCGUUGCACAGGAACAACCCAUCCAAGUUCCGGCCGAUGCUCCAGCGCUCGAUCUCGCUCAAGUCGAUGCUGAGAAUAGCCAAACCGAGCAAGCGACUCGUCAGAAGCGUCAAUUUGGACUGGGAGGACUCGGAGUCGGUGUUGGAGUUGGUCUGAUUGGUGGUGGUAUCGGAGGAGGCUACGGAUAUCCUGGAUAUGGUGGAUACGGCGGUUAUCCAGGCUAUGGUUACGGAGGAUAUGGUGGAUACGGUUAUGGUGGUUACGGAGGUUAUGGAGGUUAUGGAGGUUAUGGAGGAUACGGACAUCACCACCAUCACGGACAUCAUCACCACCGCGGGUGGUAA